Molecule: messenger RNA, 2123 nt
Organism: Striga asiatica
Lineage: Eukaryota; Viridiplantae; Streptophyta; Magnoliopsida; Lamiales; Orobanchaceae
Source: the annotation of a GenBank genome assembly
AUGAUCCAAACACGUGGGAACCAAGUUCCCAGCUUUGGCAAAACCCAACAAUCACUAGUCGAGAGCAUACGAGUUAACCGUAAAAUAUUAGCACCAUGCGAGCAUCAAAAUCUCAAAGCUGCCCAAACCCUCGCGCCGCACGACACUCACGUCGUGACAGAUCUCAGCCUCACGGCGAGCCCAACGUCACGUCUGCAUCAUGACGACAGAGUUAGUGCCGAACCAGAUCGCUGCACCGCGUUGACCCUCAACGAACUGUCAGAUACAUCUUCCUCCUCCGUUGCCAUUCUAGACCUACCUUCUGAACCAUUAGCCGAAACCCUUGCUUUUGAGCUUUUAGAUGAACCCGGGGCAAAUGAGGAUUGGGAGUCGGAACCAUUCGAUUUUCUCAUCGAUGGAGAGCUGGUCCGGAUGUCGCUUGAAGAGUUUCUUCUUGCUAAAGGCAUUUCUGCUGAAAAAGUACUUGAGAUUGAAUAUUUUAAAGCUGUAGCUCCAAGGAAGGAAGACGAACCUUCUUUGCAUGAUGACUGGGUUAGUGCAGUUGACGGUUCCAAUGACGGGUAUAUAUUGACAGGAUCCUAUGAUGGUUUCGUAAGAAUAUGGAGAGCUGCUGGGGUAUGUACCCAUGAACUAGACGGACAUUCUGGCCCAGUUACUUCUGUUUGUAAUGUGACACCAAAGGACAAUUUUUUCUCAACAGCUGUGAGUGGCACUGAUCGGAUUGUUGCUUCUGCUUCUAAAGACAGGACAUUAAGAUUGUGGAAUUUUGCUGCAGAGGAAUCACUUGAUCAACCAAAGAAGAUUAGAGCCUUUAAGAUAUUGAGGGGUCAUACGGCUGCUGUUCAGACCAUUGCAGCGGAGCCUUCUGGUGAUAUGGUAUGUUCCGGCUCAUGGGAUUGUACUGUCAACUUGUGGAAUGUAAAUGCUUCCGAAUCCAAUGGCGGUUCAGUUUCUGUGAAGAAGAGGAAAACGAAUGGUGAAGAUGAGGAGCUUCAGUCUGAGGGAGAGGCUAUAACAACAUUGGUGGGGCAUACACAAUGUGUAUCUUCUGUUGUCUGGCCCGAACGUGGAACAAUUUAUUCAGCAUCGUGGGACCAUUCUAUCAGAAAGUGGGAUGCCGAGAUAGGCAAAGAUUCAUUAAGCAUGUUCUGUGGCAAGGUCAUCAGUUGUCUAGAUAUUGGAGGUGAAAGUUCAGCCCUUGUUGCAGCUGGUGGUUCUGAUCCCGUUAUCCGAAUAUGGGAUCCUCGAAAGCCAGGAACUUUGUCUCCUAUAUUCCACUUUUCUUCUCAUAAUUCUUGGAUAUCUUCUUGCAAAUGGCACCCUAAAUCUUGGUUCCACUUGGUCUCUGCAUCAUAUGAUGGAAAAGUGAUGCUGUGGGAUCUGAGAACUGCGUGGCCACUGGCUGUGAUAGACACACACAAGGACAAGGUUUUUAGUGCUGACUGGUGGAGACACGAUAGCGUUAUUAGUGGUGGUGCUGACUCGAAGCUUCGCAUUUCUUCUGGAAUAUCAGUGAUGUGAUUGAAGGAUUGUACGAGAUCUUUGCUGGUGGUUGAUGGAAUCUAGCACGUUAUAUAAGUAUAUUCCCCUAAAGGGUUAAUAUAGCUGUAUAAUACUGCGAACUUGCAACAUGAAUGAUCCCUGUUCCCUUAGUGUUUGCCAAAACGUUAUGACCUCAGAAAUCCAAAUGCCAAGAGAAUUGAGGCUCAAAGUCGAAACAUUGAAGCUGGAUCAUAAUUGGCUGGCGCUUAAAGCUGAAAGCAUCUAUGAGCUUCUCACAAUUGGGGUGUGGUUUUAUUAUUUCAAACAAUGAAUUAAUUAUAUGAGCAUUCAACUUUGGAUUCCCAUAAAUAUUUUCGCUAUAUUUUUGACUUUGUUAAAGAAAAUUGAUUGUCUUGCAAUGUAGGCAGCGAACUCUUUGGUUUGACAUUAAUUUUCUUGAAACAAACAGGACAUUUGUUGAUGCCCUAGAUAUUUCUAGUUACUGACGAUUGGUCCUGUCGGAUUUAGCUAGAUUUGCAUGAGAAAGGUUCUCUAUUUUUUGUUUUCUAUAUUUAAUUUUUUGGACUUUGUGAAUGAGUAGAUUACGUAAACCAUAGAUUAUUUGAUUAUUUGAUUACAAA